UGUUAACAACUAAUAUUCGUCUAGGUUCUUUCAGGGUUCUUUGAUUUGGCAAUCGCAAUAUGUUCUCUCAGUUCAGACACGCUGUAGAGACAUUGGCCCCGCACCCAAGGAUCAGCACUGACGAACCUCCUCACAGCGAUGGCGACAGUCCUUCAUCUAAUCCUCGUUCACAGUCUAUAGAUUUGACUUCUCCCACACAGCUGGCAGAAAACGCUCUAUCCAGUCUGUCUAGUUUGCGCAAAUCCUUCUCUCCUACUCUGCCUGGAACGCCUUCUCCUCCAAAUGCAAAAUCUCCCUCUACUCCACGACCUUCUACUCCGCGGCCUUAUAAAUCUACCCUUGAAGAACGCCUUCGGGCAGCAACAGCAUUCACUAUUGGAGAAGCGUCUAAUACUACUACACCACAACCGUCAGCGAGAGCUUCUCCUGCACCUUCCAUUGCCCCACGGGAUCAACCACUGUCACCUGUGUCGCCACUGUCUACUCCUCUUCCGGAAUCGCCGAUAUCGUCACAACCUUCCACAGAGUCAGAGCCCCCCCAAGAUCUCCUGGGAAACCUUUCUCUUGAUGUAAACCCUUCUGGGAGAGGGGAGCCACCGACUGACGCGACUGUGUCCGUGGAUCCGGCUGUCGGUAAUUCGGAGACUAGUGAGAAACGUUCACGUUCACAUCCAGGACCGGACCCAGAUGUAAUAGGGACGACUAGAGAGAAUUCCUCAAACACAAAGGAGCACGUUGAUGGAAUAGUGGAAGGAAUUGCCCAAGAUGAAGUGAUUGCCCCCAUCGAGUUGAACGCGUCUAAGGAUACGAAGGAGGCAACUGACACAGAAGCACCGGAAGAACCGCCGAUUUCUCCUAUCAAUAAGGUCCAAGCCUUAGACUCAGAGGGAUCCUCAUCUACCUCUGUUACAUUGGUUCCAAGCUCAACAACAACCACGGUAGAGGAGUUGCAGCAACGGCUCAAACUCGUUGAACAGCGCUUCACAGACGUGUCUACUUCAUUCAAACGUCUUCAAGCUGAAAAAACGGCAGCCGAUACCGUUCUACGGGAAUUUACCCCCCUUGAAUCAUUGCGGGAAAAUGAUGCAUUGAGGGAUUAUCUCCAAAAUGUCUUAUUAAAAACUGAGCUCUCCCGAGAUGAGAUCAAGCAUCUCAAUACGAAACUUCAGACACAAGAGAGUCGCAUCGAAGAACUACGCGAUACUCAUCGUUUAGAAUCUCGUUCUCAGAUCGACCAAAUUGACAACCUCAAGAAACAACUGGAGGAAUCGGAGCUCCUCAUCAAAGCCUCUCAAGCAAAUUCAGAUGAGGUAACAAAGCUCAAAGCUGAAAAUGAACGGUUGAACGGAGAGGUCGCGAAAGGGAAGGAACUGGCUAAGGACGAGGAAGAGAAAAGGAUGAAAGCCAUUAGCUUACUCAAGACUGUUAGACAGAAGCUGACCAGGGCUGAGAAGGACAGAGAUGAUGCGGUCAAAGAAGUAUCAGCCUUGAAGGAAAAGGAAAAGGGGGAACGAGCCAGAGAAGAGACGGAAAGAUCAAAGCACCAGAGUGAAAUUGAUUCACUCAACACAGAACGGGAUAGAGCAAUCGCUGGUCUGAGAACUCAGUUCGAUAAAGAGCUUGUAGUGGCUAGGGAACGUCAUGAGAAGGAACUGGCCGCUCUGAGAGCGGAGCUGGAACUUGAAACUGUGACCGUCAAGGCAACCUUUGAAAAAGAAGUUUCCAAUAAAAAUUCUCGAAUCACUCAACUUGAGAACUCACUCAAUUCCGUCGUCCGGGACAAGAAUUCUUUUUUCGAGCAGGUGCAGAUACGCCAGGCAGAAGUCGAAUCUUCACAGGCUCACCUCGAGUCCUUGCAGAGCCAGAACGCAGAACUUCAGUAUCAACUCCGCGAACAAAGCGAUCGAAUUAUUCUUUUGAACGAAGAGCUUCUCGAGGCGCGGCGCGAGCAUGAUACAGUUUCGUCGAAAUAUUCUUCUAUCUCCACCUCUCCCGAAGACACCGCACACUUGCUUUCUUCGGUCGAAGUCAAAUACGAAGCCAAGUUGACGGAGUUGAAAAGGGUGUUGAAGAAUACAGAGAAAGAAAGAAACGAGAGCGAUGCUGAAUGGAGUAGAAAACUUCGUGAAAAGAACCAAGAGAUGGAGAAGCUUAGUACUCGACUUGGGACAGCGAUUCAGUCAAAGGCUCAGGACCAUGGGCUUGUGGAAAAUCUGAAGGUGGAAAUAUCACACCUCCAGCAACAGAUCCAAAUAAGCCAGAACGAGAUGUCUCAGGUGCGUAUGCAGAUAGCACAGCUUAAAGAAAAUGAGAAUACGUUCAAUACCCGUGAGACUGAGAUGGAGACCAAAAUCAAGGUUCUCGAACAAAAACUAGAGGAGGGCAAGUCGAGAGAGAGUCAGUUGCGGAGCAACAACAAGACCCUCCGUGAAGAACUACGCAAGGUCCAAUCUUCUGCUGCAUUGCUUGAACGUCAGCGGAAUCCCGGUAUUGGGUAUUGGACCUCUAGAAGCGAAUCUACUGCUGUUGCGUCGUCAGAUUCUGUAAAUUCUUCCUCUUCGUCUCCUCCUGCCGGUCGCACGUCGUCGGAUAAUGCACGUGAAUCCCCUGUCAAGAAAGAGGAAGAAGAGGUCAAUUUAGAAUACCUCCGGAAUGUGAUUCUUCAGUUCCUAGAGCAUAAGGAGAUGAGACCCAAUCUCGUUCGAGUGCUCUCGAUCAUCUUACACUUUACUCCACAAGAAACACGCCGGUUGGUUGCCAAAGUGUAGUUACUGUAGUGUGGAAAUUUGUAUACCCUCGAUUUUAUA
This is a messenger RNA of Lentinula edodes (shiitake mushroom), 2807 nucleotides long. RefSeq lists its product as uncharacterized. Bases 60 to 2768 code for a protein of 902 amino acids. NCBI's taxonomy places the organism in Eukaryota, Fungi, Basidiomycota, Agaricomycetes, Agaricales, Omphalotaceae. Gene Ontology annotation, cellular component: Golgi apparatus. The transcript is spliced from 8 exons. The record is from RefSeq and is a predicted model, not a curated record.